GUGCCUAAAUUCAGGAUGUAAUCAAAAGUGAUAUUGUUUUGUUUUUAACAAUUUUCGAGUCUUGCACUUUCUUACUUUUUGUUGGACCUCUCGAUGAGACAAUCAGAUUUAAAUUCUAAUCAGUAUAAUCCCGAGAGUCCCGGAUAUUCUCAUUUUUCUUUAGAAUGGAAUGCACCAUAUCUGAGAAUCUCAACAAUAAAUAAAUAAGUACGUGCAGAAACAAUAGAUGAUUUAUUUGAAUAUCAUAAAUAACUUUAAAAAAAACAAGAAAUGGCAAAACCAACAAAAUCAACCCUUUUGGUACAGAAACAUGUGGAAUAUAUCGAAACUUACGGAAAGGGAGGCGAUCAAAAUGAAUAUGAGUAUUGCAUGACCGAGUUUUUGCGGAUGAGUGGCAUAUAUUGGGGCGUUACAGCAUUAGAUAUUAUGCAUCACCUAAAUAAAUUGGAAAAACGUUCAAUAAUCAAAUUUUUAAAAAGAUGUUAUUGUUCUCAAUUAGGAGGGUUUGCUGCAUGCGAAAAUCAUGAUCCGCAUAUUUUAUAUACACUUAGCGCUGUACAAAUUUUAUGCAUUUAUAAUUGUUUGGAUGAAAUAAGUCUUAAUGACAUUGCAUCAUAUGUUGCAUCUCUACAACAACCUGAUGGUAGUUUUUUUGGUGAUAAAUGGGGAGAAGUAGACACUAGAUUUUCUUUUUGUGCGGUAGCUAUAUUAAGUUUAAUUAAUCGAUUGGAAGUUAUUGACGUGGAAAAAGCAAUUGACUUUGUCAUGUCGUGUUGCAAUGCAGAUGGUGGCUUUGGCUCUAAGCCAAAUGCUGAAAGUCACGCUGGAUUAGUUUAUUGCUGUGUGGGGUUUUUAUCAAUCACAAAUCAACUUCACCAACUAGAUUGUGAGAAAUUAGCUUGGUGGUUGUGUGAAAGGCAGUUAUCAAAUGGUGGUCUAAAUGGACGACCGGAAAAACUUCCCGACGUUUGUUAUUCCUGGUGGGUUCUCGCUUCAUUAUGUAUUUUAGGAAAACUACAUUGGAUUUCCUCAGAGAAGUUAGGAGAAUUCAUUUUAUCAUGCCAAGAUGAAGACACCGGAGGAUUUAGUGAUAGAGCAGGAAAUAUGCCAGAUAUUUUUCAUACGUUAUUUGGAGUAGGAGCAUUAUCAUUGCUAGGAUACAAGAAUCUAAAGAAAAUUAACCCAGUUUUUUGUAUGCCACAGUACGUCAUUGAUAAAUUACAAAUUCAAACACAUGUAUUAUCUUCUUAAGAUUCUUUUAGGAUAAUUAUGAAUUUUGGUAUAUUUGAAUCAAAAAGUCAAAAUAAAAGAACACAUUUAAUUUUGAAUUUAAUUUAGGACAAUUAUUUUGAGAAUACUCUUGAUGAAAGCUUAGAUUACCAAUAUCUGCGUUCUCAUUAUCAUCUGUUACGAAGUAGAAUGAAGAAGAAUAUAUAUUACAAAGAUACUGCGUUUUGAAUGAAAUAAAGAAUAAUCGUGCAUACCUAGGAUUAAACUGCUUCAGUUCCAAGAAAAGAUAGAUCUACAACUGAGGCGUGGUCAAUCAAAGUAAAUAUAUAAAUUAAUCUCCAGAAAAAAUUUGACAUUUAUUAAUUAUUUAUUA
Messenger RNA from Culicoides brevitarsis, 1603 nucleotides. It is a transcript of the gene betaggt-II, whose product is annotated as geranylgeranyl transferase type-2 subunit beta. Gene Ontology annotation, cellular component: Rab-protein geranylgeranyltransferase complex. Lineage: Eukaryota; Metazoa; Arthropoda; Insecta; Diptera; Ceratopogonidae. The coding region runs from base 271 to 1251 and encodes 326 amino acids. The record is from RefSeq and is a predicted model, not a curated record. Gene Ontology annotation, molecular function: Rab geranylgeranyltransferase activity. Gene Ontology annotation, biological process: protein geranylgeranylation. The transcript is spliced from 5 exons.